UCAUUGAGUGGGAGAUCGAGCAGGGCCUCCUGAGCUCAGCACAAGGGGACCAGGGAGCUACCAUCUUCCUGAGAGAUGUACAGGACCUCAGUAAACACAUUUUGGACGAUUGUUCUCUGAAGAUGGUGGAUCGGCUGCCGGAUGGCUGCCUGGACACCGGAGCCCAGAGUCUUCUCAGUGGCCUUAAGGAACGCAUACUGGAUGCUCAGCCUGGAGCCCUAAAGUCCCACCGCCUGCCCUGGAGCCGUGACCGGGUCAAUCCCAAGAAUAAGGCUCAUGCCCGCUACCUGAAGGAGCUGAGUGAGCAGUUUGUGGCCAGGACCAACCAUCAGGUCCUGGAGCAGCUUCGAGAGCUGGAGUCAGCCAGACAGGAGCUGGGCUGGCUCUACCAGGAGAUCCGCCACCACCUGUGGCGGGGUACAGAGUCCACCAGCAUCUUCUGUGGCCACCAGGAGCUCCUGGCCCAGCUGGGGCAGCGGCUCAGACAGGAUGACAGCCGGCCCCAUACUCCGCUGGUUCUCUUCGGGCCACCGGGCAUCGGGAAGACGUCCCUCAUGUGCAAGCUAGCCGAGCAGGUACCAAGGCUUCUUGGCCACAAGACGGUGGCCGUCCUGAGGCUGUUGGGGACAUCAAAGAUGAGCCUGGAUGCCCGAAGCCUCCUCAGGAGCGUGUCCUUUCAGCUGUGCCUGGCCUACGGGCUGCCACUGCCGCCAACCCAGGUCCUGGAGGUCCACGCCAGGGUGGGCCACUUCUUCCACACCCUCCUCCACACUGUGUCUCGGAGGAACUUUGAGUCCCUGGUGCUGCUCCUGGACGCAGUUGAUGAUCUAGAUUCCACGUGCCGUUCUCGGAGGCUCUCCUGGCUGCCCCUCAAGUGUCCCCCAAAGGUACAUCUCAUCCUCUCUACAUGCUCAGGCCAGCAGGUGUUGCACACCCUGCAGCAGACCCUCAAGGACCCCAGCGCCUACUGGGAGGUGAAGGCCCUGUCUGGAUGUCAAGGACAGGAGCUCAUCCGGCUGCUACUGGCUGCAGAAAGGAGGACGCUGAGCCCGGCUCAGAGGGAUGUCCUCUGGGCCAGCCUCCCAGAGUGCGGCCACCCAGGGCGGCUAAGGCUGGCCUUUGAGGAGGCCCGGAAGUGGGCCUCGUUCACUGUGCCAGUGCCCUUGGCCACCACAGCUGAGGAAGCCACUCACCAGCUCUGCAUCCGCCUGGAGGAGACCCACGGGCAGCUGCUGGUGGCCCACGUGCUGGGUUACAUUGUGUCUUCCAGGUACGGUCUCUCGGAGGCGGAGCUGAAGGACGUGUUGUCUUUGGAUGAUGAGGUCCUGCAGGUCGUGUACCGGGACUGGACACCGCCCAGCAAGGAGCUCCUGCGCUUCCCACCCCUGCUGUGGGUGCGGCUCCGCCGGGACCUGGGACACUGCUUGACUAGGAGGCCUGUGGAUGGUUGCACGCUGCUGGCCAUCGCGCAGAGACAGCUGUCCAAGGUGAUCCAGGUUCGAUACCUGUCUGGGACUGAGAGAUCCAAGAGACACGGCGUGCUAGCUGAAUUCUUCUCUGGAGCCUGGAGCCAGGGCACCAAGAAACUCAUCACCUUGCCACUCGUGGGGAAGCCCCUAAACCUGGACCGCAAGGUGGCCCCGCAGCCACUGUGGUUCUCAGGCACAGUCGCCAACCGGAGGAAGCUGACAGAACUGCCCUUCCAUCUGCUGCACGCGGGCCGCAUGGAGGAGCUGAAGCAGGAGGUGCUGGGGAACAUGAGCUGGAUCUCCUGCCGGGGCAUCUCUGGGGGCAUUGAGGACCUGCUGGACGACUUUGACAUGUGUGCCCCUCACAUGGACUCUCCUGAGGUUGUUCUGGUCAGAGAAGCCCUCCAGCUGUGCCGCCCUGCUGUGGAGCUCCGGGGCAUGGAGAACAGCGUCCUGUACACCGAGCUUCUGGCCAGGCUCCUUUUCUUUGCUACGUCGCAUCCAGCGAUGAUCGGGCAGCUGUGCCAACAAGCCCAGAGCUGGUUCCGUGCCUGCCCACACCCAAUGCUGGUGCCCCUGGCAGGAUUCCUACAGCCACCCGGGGGACCGCUUCGAGCCACUCUCACUGGGUGUCACAAAGGCAUCACCGCCGUAGCAUGGAGCCUGGAAGAGAAGCUCCUGGUGGUGGGCACCCAGGAUGGCGUCAUGGUCGUGUGGGAUGUGGAGGAACAACAGGUGGUCCACGUUCUAACAGGACACACAGCUGAGGUGAGGUGCAUUCAAGUGUUUGCCCAAGGGACUCUUGCCAUCUCUGCGUCAAAGGACCAUACCCUGCGCCUGUGGAGCCUGCUCUCUGGCCAGGAGAAAGUCACCAUUUUGGACAGAGGCUCAGCAAAUCCCACAGAGCCUCAGAGCUGGGACCUCCACGUGGAUGAGAUAAAGAAAGUCGUAUACCUGACAUCUGGUGCAAAGAUCAACGUGUGGAGUCUGGAAACCGCGAAGCUGGUUUUCUGUGUCCCGGGAGAUGCCUCCGAUCCCUGGGCCUGUGUGGCGGUGCUGGCUGCCCAGGGCAUGCUGUUCACUGUGUCCAAGGGUGGCCAGGUCAGUCGGUGGAACUCAGCCACGGGGAAACUGCAGGAGAAACGGCAGUUGUCCAGCAUCAAAGAGGAGAUGCCCACCUGUGCCGUCUCCAUCCAGACACGGGCAAAGCUGGUCACUGGUUUCAGCAGCGGCUCCAUCUCCCUGGUUUCCUCUGGAGAAGACAGGCUGCUGGAGAAGCUUCCGGAAGCCGUGGGGUUCCUGGUGGUGUCUGCAGACGACUCCGUUCUCGCCGCAGGCUUUGGAAGAUCUGUGCGGAUUUUCUUGGCUGACUCACAAGGCUUCCACCGGUUCAUGGCCACGGAUCUAGAACACGAGGAUGUGGUGGAGACAGCAGUUUUGGGGCCUGAGAACAAUGUGAUCAUCACUGGCUCCCGGGAUGCACUCAUCCAGGUGUGGAGUCUGUCAGAACAGGGGACCCUGCUGGACGUCCUGGAGGGCGUGGGCGCCCCUGCGAGCCUGCUGGUCAGGAGUGGGACUCUGGUGGUGUCUGCAUCCUACAAGUCUUCAUCUUUAAAAGUCUGGGAUCUCAGGUCCACUCAGAAGCCGAGGUCUCCUGCUCCCUUUCUGGACCGCACAGGCCUGGCUGCGGUGUCCCAUCAUGGCAGCUACAUCUACUUCCCCAAGGUCGGGGACAAAAACAAAGUCACGAUUUGGGAUUUGGCAGAAGGUGAGGAGCAGGAUUCCCUGGACACGUCCAAUGAGGUCCGGUGUCUGGAAGUGGCGGAGCAGGCUAAGCUCCUCUUCACAGGCCUGGUUUCGGGGAUCGUGCUUGUGUUCCCCCUGAAUUCCAGGCAAGAUGUGCUGUGCAUCCCCCCGCCCGAGGCCCGCAAGGCUGUCAACUGCAUGUCCCUGAGCAAGAGCGAGGAGCGGCUGGCCAUCGCCUAUGACAACACCGUCCUGGUGCUGGACAUCAGCCCCGGGGACCCAUGUCCCGCCAUCGAGGGCCCCACCUACACCUUUUACACGCAGCUGCCCGAGACCAUAGCAAGCGUGGCUGUGCUGGCCGACUACCGCGUGCUCUACGGCAUGACUGACGGCGGCCUCUUCCUGUACGACUGCACACGGUCCCAAGUGUUCCCCCUGGAGGCUCACAGGAGCAGGGUGAGCUGUGUGGAGGUCAGCCACGGGGAGCAGCUGGCAGUGAGCGGAGCCGAGGAUGCGCUGCUCUGUCUCUGGGACCUGCAAGCUUGCAGGGGGAUGUUCGAGAUGUUUUAUGAGAGCUCCUACUGCAGAGGGGUGCGGUGUGCCUGCUUCUCCAAGGACGACAAGUACGUUUUUGCGGGCAUGAAGGACCGCUCCAUCAUCGCCUGGAGUGCGCUGGACGGCACCCUGCUGGCCGUCCAGUUUGUCCACGCUGUGGUCAACCGAAUCAUCCCCACCUCCAAUGGCUUCAUGGCCCCCACAAGCCACGGCUAUCUCAUCAGAGAACGCUUCCAGUGCCCAUCGGCCAGAGCCUCCCAGCAAGACCCUCUCAAGAGCUUCAAGAAGGCAGUGUGGUUGGUCAAGACCAGGCAAAGGGAAGAGCAGCUGGCUGCAGCAGAGGCCUCCCAGGACACAGGAUCAGUGGCCGAGGAGGAAAAGGAAUCGAAAUCAAAUAAGCGCUCACAGGUCUGCCUGAUACUGUGAAGGCCCACGGAGCCCAGGAAUGCAGCGGGUUAGCCUUGACUCAUCUGGUUGAAGCCCUGUGGACCCCAGGCCACCCUCUGACAUCUUCCGUUUUCCCCACCUCCUUUUCUGUGGGGCUCUCAGACCUGCCCCUCUCAGGUAGCAGCCGCCUCGAUCUCCCACCCUAACCCACAACCUUGGAUCAAAAGCCUUGGCUCUGCCUCUGUUGGUCCCAGUGGACACAACUCUCAUCCUGAGCCAAUCGCUGGCUCCGGGAGGAUAGGCAAUCACUGUGGGGACCACGAGUGACCCAUUGGAGAGCAACACUGUGUGGCAGACAGUGACAGACUUCGGGGACGUGGAGGGCACUGUCCUGUCUUGGAUGGCAGUGACCAUCCAGCUGCAGCCCAGAAUCCACAUGGCAAAGCCAGCCUGUGUUACAGGUCUUUCCUUUUCUGUAUGUGAAGCUAGAGUCCUGGACUGUCUGUCACACCACGCACACGCUCGCCCUUUUGAAAGUGGUGAUUGGCACACGUGGUCACAGUUAGCCUGUCUGUAGCUCCUGCUCUGACUGAGACUCGAAAUGUAUGCACAAAAUCCACUCUAGAUGGUUGGCAGCUUAGUCUUCAAUCCCAGCACUCAGGAACCGGAGACAGGCAGAUUCUUGUGUGUUCAAGGCCAGCCUAGCCUAGAGUGAGUUCCAGGACAGCCAGAAAGAGAUCCUGUAGAAAAAAAAGAAGAAGAAGAAGAAGAAGAAGAAGAAGAAGAAGAAGAAGAAGAAGAAGAAGAAGAAGAAGAAGAAGAAGAAGGGAAGGAAGGAAGAAAAAAGAAAAAGAAUCCACGUGGGCUAGGGCUGGCUCAGGGCUUAAAGCAUCUGCAGUCCCGGUGUGAGAACUAGAGACCUCUCCAACCCUCUGAACCCUUCAGGCUCAGCCCCAGAAUGUAGAGACAGGCUCGGUUCAUUCUGCUGCUGUGACAGAAACACUCUGACCAAGAGCAACUGCAGGGAGGCACUUCCAGGCCACAGGCCACCAGUGAAGGAAGCAGGGAAAAAACUCAAGCAGGGACGGAACAGGCUGCAGGCUAUUGCGCACAGCAUGACCUCUGGCCAGGGGAUGCACUGGCCAAGGAAGGUCAGCAGUGUCCUGGUCACUGUCCUGUUGCUGUCAAAAGGCAACUCAUUUAAAAAGAAGCAUUUCAUUGGGCUGGCUUACAGUUUCAGAGACUUAGUCCAUUAUCACCAUGGCAGGGAGCAUGGAGGCAUGCAUGGCAGGCAUGGUGCUGGAGAAGGAACUGAGAGAUAUAUUAUGAUCUGCAGACCGACAGGCAGAGAGGGAGAGAGAGGGGGAGAGAGAGAGAGAGAGAGAGAGAGAGAGAGAGAGAGAGAGAGAGGGAGAGAGACUGGGCCUGGCAUGGACCUUUGAAACCUCAAAGCCUACCCCAUGAUACUUCCUCCAACAAGACCACAUCUAACCACUGUAAUCCUUUCAAACAGUUCCACUGCCUGGUGGCCAAACAUUUGAAUAUAUGUCCCUACUGGAGUCAUUUAUUCAAACUGCCACAAGCAGGAACCAUGGAGGGUGCUGUUUCUGGCUUUCUCUGGAUCAUUAGCUUUCUCAUGUAGCCCCAGAACCACCUGCCCAGGGAAUAGUGCCACCCACAACGGGUUCCCGCCUACAUCAACUAACAGUCAAGAUAGUCCCCCAUGGAAGAGCCCAUAGACCAAUCUGAUCUGCGUAAUGCUUCAAUUGGGACUCGCUUGUCAGGAGACUCUAGGCUGUGUGAAGUUGACGGUUAAAGCUAACUAGGUCACAGAGGAUCCUGAGCAUUCUGGCUAGCUAAGCUAGACACAUCUUCGAGUUCUGGGUUUGAUUAAGAGACCCUGCCUCAGUGAAUAAGGUGGAAAAGGAAUCAAGGACAAUUCCUGACUCAACCUCAGGCCUCCUUCCACAAAUACACACGCACGCACACACACACAGUCUUAUCAGACCUCCACAAAUGCAUAC
Molecule: messenger RNA, 6181 nt
Organism: Peromyscus eremicus (cactus mouse)
Lineage: Eukaryota; Metazoa; Chordata; Mammalia; Rodentia; Cricetidae
Gene: Nwd1
Product: NACHT and WD repeat domain containing 1
Molecular function (GO): protein binding
Source: RefSeq, a predicted model, not a curated record